AUGUGGUUCUCCAAGAAUCAGGCUUCUGGCGACGAGCUGCCGGCCGACCUGGUGACGAAAAAGCUCGAAAAUGCUUCUGUUAUGAAACAUGAGGAGUGGGGGCUGCCGGACGGAGAGAUUGCCUCGGCUGAAUACUCUGACUUUAUUGAACAUGAGGAUAGACCGUUGGCGUUGAAGAGAGACUUGAAAAACCGUCAUAUUUCGCUUAUUGCGUUGGCUGGUAUUAUCGGUCCCGGUAUUUUGGUGGGUGCUGCUAAUCCUACUAGUGAAGGACCUGCGUCGUUGAUUAUUGGUUUUGGUGUCAUUGGUCUUAUUGCUUUUGCCAUGGUGCAGAGUUUGGGUGAGUUGGCUACGUUGUAUCCUUCGGGCUGUGUUUUUUCCACCUUGGGUGCUAAGUUUGUGGACCGUGCUAUUGGUGGUACGGUGGGCUGGAACUAUGUGAUUAUCUGGGUCGCUGUGCUUGCUAAUGAGUAUAAUAUGGUGGCAAAUAUCUUGACCGACUGGGGUCCUCAGGUGCCUUUGUACGGCUACAUCUUGAUCUUUUACGCUGCGUUUAUGGCGUUCCAGUUUCUUGGUGUGGGUACUUUUGGCGAGGCCGAGUUUUGGCUUGCUUUGACCAAGAUUAUUGGUAUUUUCGCCUUUUACUUGUUUUCCAUUAUUUACGUUUCUGGCGGUGUCAAGGGCAGAGACGCCUUUGGUUUCCAGUACUGGAACGACCCUGGUCCUUUGAAGGACGGGUUUAAAUCGGUGGUUUCAAGUUUUGUGUUUGCCUCCACUUUCUACUCCGGUACCGAGUCGGUGGCUAUUGCUGCUUCCGAAACCAAGAACCCUUCGAAAGCCAUUCCAAGAGCCAUCAGACAGACGUUUGUCCGUAUUAUUGUCAUUUACAUGGGUAUUGCUCUUUUUUACGGUAUGACUGUUCCUUACAACGACCCAAAGUUGGACAACGACGCUUACCUCCAAUCCCCAAUGACCAUUGCCGUCCAGAACGCCGGUUGGGAAGGUGGCAGACACUUGAUCAAUGCUUUCAUUGUGGUGACUUGUAUUUCUGCCAUUAACUCUUCCAUCUACAUUGGUUCCAGAACCAUUGUCCACUUGGCCAACGACGGUUCUGCUCCAAAGAUCUUGGCCAGAUUGAACAGACAAAGUGUUCCAUACCUUUCUGUGAUUUUGUUCAACUCGUUUGGCCUCAUUUCCUUGAUGAACGUCAGUACUGGUGCUGCCAAGGCCUACAACUACAUUGUUAACAUUUCCGGUGUGGCCGUGUUUAUCUGUUGGGGUGCCAUCAACUUCUACCACUUGAGAUUCAGAAAAGCCUGGGUCAGCCAGGGCCGUUCCGUGGAGAGUCUACCUUACAAAGGGUGGUUAUACCCAUGGUUGCCUCUUGGAGGUCUUAUUUUGGACGUUUUCUUGUUGCUCAUCCAGGGUUGGAACACUUUCGACCCAUUUGAUGCUGCCAACUUCGUUGACGCAUAUAUUUUGAUUCCAUUCUUCUUCAUCCUCUUUGGUGUCUUGAAGUGGUGGCAGAAGACCAAGUUCGUCAAGCUAUCUGAGAUUGAUCUUGACGAAGGCCGCAGAAAGGACUUGGAUUGA
Candidozyma haemuli is the source of this 1593-nucleotide messenger RNA. RefSeq lists its product as uncharacterized. The record is from RefSeq and is a predicted model, not a curated record. Gene Ontology annotation, biological process: amino acid transmembrane transport. Gene Ontology annotation, molecular function: amino acid transmembrane transporter activity. NCBI's taxonomy places the organism in Eukaryota, Fungi, Ascomycota, Pichiomycetes, Serinales, Metschnikowiaceae. The transcript has a single exon. Bases 1 to 1593 code for a protein of 530 amino acids. Gene Ontology annotation, cellular component: membrane.